This is a messenger RNA of Epinephelus fuscoguttatus (brown-marbled grouper), 1802 nucleotides long. Its product is annotated as gamma-glutamyl hydrolase-like. The transcript has 14 exons. Gene Ontology annotation, molecular function: gamma-glutamyl-peptidase activity; lipid binding. Gene Ontology annotation, biological process: tetrahydrofolylpolyglutamate metabolic process; tissue regeneration; lipid transport. Bases 140 to 1561 code for a protein of 473 amino acids. The record is from RefSeq and is a predicted model, not a curated record. NCBI's taxonomy places the organism in Eukaryota, Metazoa, Chordata, Actinopteri, Perciformes, Serranidae. Gene Ontology annotation, cellular component: vacuole.
CAUGGAAAGAGCAAAACAGCCAACAGCUCAGAGUUAGGGGACCCUAGCCAUGUGCUCUCACUUCGCUUUGACAGCACAGAGGUCGUUUUGAAGGUCUUUACAUCGGAACGUCUUUGGAGAGUUUUUGGGACACUUGGACAUGAAGGUCCUGUUUGUUCUCCUCCUGACUGCUGCGGCAGCUCACAGUCAGUCUUACCACCCUGGCAAAUGUCCCCGGCCAUCUGUUCAAGAGGACUUUGACGUUACGAGGUAUAUGGGCACCUGGUAUGAAAUUGAGAAGCUCCCAGCUGUGUUUGAGAGAGGAAAAUGUAACCAGGCUACAUACACACUGCUCACCGAUGGGACGGUCAAAGUUUACAACCAAGAGCUGCUAUCUAAUAGAAAGAUGAAUUCAGUUAAGGGUAUCGCUAAAGUUAAGAACUCAUCUCAACCUGCUAUUCUGGGUGUCAACUUCUUUAAAGGUCUUCCAGAUGAUCCCUACUGGGUGCUCUCUACAGACUACGAAACAUACUCUCUGGUGUACUCUUGCUCUGACUACUUAGGCCUCUUCCACAUUGAUUUCGCCUGGAUCCUAGCUCGCACUCGGGUGUUGACUGAGGUCGUUAUUGGCCAGUUACGUAAUGAGCUGGCCUCUGCUGGUGUGAACAUAAGUCGCCUCACAGUCAGUAAUCAGACGGGAUGUGAUGUCUUGACCAGAGCCAAACAAAACAACCGACCAAUUAUUGGUGUCCUGGCUCAAGAAGUUAAAUACCCAAAAGGAAAUGAAACCUCUUACAUCGCUGCGUCCUAUGUGAAGACUCUGGAGUCAGCAGGAGCAAGAGUUGUACCUGUCAUGAUUAACCAGCCACCAGAGUACUAUAAGAAACUCUUCAACUCCAUUAACGGGAUCUUUUACCCGGGCGGAUCUGCCAGCAUCAUGUCAUCAGGUUAUCAGAGAGCUGCGAAAGUCUUUUAUGAGCUUGCUAUUGAGGCAAACAAGAACGGCGACUAUUUCCCUGUGUGGGGCACGUGUCUUGGAUAUGAGCAGCUGGCCUGUUUGACGAGUGGAAAGAACGUACUCUCACGUACCAACACGAGUGAUGUGCCAUUACCGCUGGUCUUCACUGAUGAGGCCAAAGACAGCAGGAUGUUUGAAGGCUUCCCACCUGAGCUCAUGGAAGAAUUGGCCUCUGAGCCGCUGACAGCAAACGCUCACAAGUGGAGUGUGACAGUGCUGACUCAUAACACAAAUGAGGAGCUGAAAAACUUUUACAAAGUGCUCUCCACAAACACGGAUGGGAAAACAGAGUUUGUGUCCACGGUGGAAGCAUAUGAUUACCCAAUUUAUGGGGCACAGUGGCAUCCAGAGAAAAAUGCAUUUGAAUGGGGGAAGCCUUACGUCCCACACUCUCUAGCAGCAGUCAGGACCGCCUUCUACAUGGCUGAAUUCUUUGUCAAUGAAGCCAGGAAGAACUUUCACAGAUUUGAAUCCGAGGACGAGGAGACUAAAGCACUGAUAUAUAACUACAAUCCUGUUUUCAAAUCACCCACAAGUACCUUUCUGCAAAUGUAUUAUUUCUGAUGUUUGUUUGUGAAGGGCACUUCCUUUUGAGCAACUGAUCUGCUGUCCUGGUCACAUGACACAUGAAUGUUAGUGAAUAAUUUUAGUUGUUUGAUUUUGCAUUUGCUGCUCAUUUCAUCUGUUGAACCUGAAACUAAAGGAGGAAUACUGCAAGUUAAAAAAUCAAAUCAUGCUUUGUUGAUAUUGUAAGUGGGUUUACAGCUAAUUAAAGAAUGCAUUUCAUGAUGUUUUAAGGAUUCAA